AUGACACAAAAAAUUGGAGUGGAUAAAGUUGCAUGUAGAUGUGUGAUAAGAAGCACACAUGGUUUACCUUGUGCACAUGAAAUUGCAGAAUUAAUGAUGGAGGGAAGACCAAUUCCUUUAUCAUUUGUGCACCCUUAUUGGACAAAAUUAGAUUUAGUGAAUACUGUUGAUCUGUCCUCAGUGUUAACAAUUGAUCCAGAGUUGGAAAGUCUUUAUAAUAUAUUUCAAUCAGAACCAGAAGGAGGUAAAAUCGUAUUAAAACAGAAGUUGAGAGAAUUAAUAGAUCCAGCUACGACUUCAUUGAUCCCACCAAGUGUGAAAGUUCGGACAAAAGGUAAGCCAUCAUUAAAAAAGAAAAUUGAAGUUGAUACAUCCACUCGACGUGAUCCAUCAUAUUUUGAAAUAGUACAGUCUAUUCAUGAUAGCAUAUCUCCAACAAUACAAAGCUCAGUUAAGACACUGAAUGAAGGUAAACUUUAUCGUACCAGUGUCAAACAGAGAUUGCUAGGCUAUGAUGCUUCAUUCCCAUCAAAAAUACGUCAUUUUAUACAUAAUAUUGUUAAUGUGGAGUCGGAUGGACAUUGUGGAUUUCGUGCUAUUGCUGUGUUACUUGGAAUGAGUGAGCACAACUGGAGGGAUAUUCGUAUGAAUCUGAUUGGAGAGUUGCAUACCUUUCGUGAUGAAUAUAUAGAGUUAUAUGGAUCUACUAUGCGUGUAGAUGAGUUAAUGCACGCACUUUCUUGCUUUGAGUGUGUUGCACCUCCUCAACAUUGGAUGACUUUACCUGACAUGGGUCAUUUGAUUGCUUCAAAAUAUAAUGUUGUGUUGGUUCAUUUAUCUCGAAUGCAGUGUCUUACUUACCUUCCAUUGAGAUCAGCUGCACCUUCAGUUAUACAACAUAGAAUUAUUACUAUUGGAUUUGUGGAUGAUUGUCAUUUUGUACAGGUAUUUCUUAAAUCAGGUUCACCAAUUCCUCCUGUUGCACGCAAUUGGCAUAAAUAUCGAUAUGAUAUUGCACGUGAAUGGGAAACACCAUAUAUAACUCGAAUUCAAGUAUUUAUGUCUCUUAUUAACAAAAAUGUUAUUACAAAAGAUGUUUUUGAUUUAACUGAUGACUGA
Molecule: messenger RNA, 1119 nt
Organism: Diospyros lotus (date-plum)
Lineage: Eukaryota; Viridiplantae; Streptophyta; Magnoliopsida; Ericales; Ebenaceae
Exons: 2
Coding region: 1-1119 (372 amino acids)
Source: RefSeq, a predicted model, not a curated record